This is a messenger RNA of Prunus mume (Japanese apricot), 582 nucleotides long. Lineage: Eukaryota; Viridiplantae; Streptophyta; Magnoliopsida; Rosales; Rosaceae. The record is from RefSeq and is a predicted model, not a curated record.
GACACAGUUGAGAAGCACUAUGGCAUCCGCAUUGAAUACAUGUUUCCAGAUGCUGUUGAAGUUCAGGCAUUAGUAAGGAGCAAAGGGCUCUUCUCUUUCUACGAGGAUGGGCACCAGGAGUGCUGCCGCGUGAGGAAGGUGAGACCUCUGAGGAGGGCCCUUAAGGGGCUACGUGCCUGGAUCACCGGCCAAAGGAAAGAUCAAUCUCCAGGUACUAGGUCUGAAAUUCCAGUUGUCCAGGUCGACCCUGUUUUUGAGGGACUGGAUGGUGGGAUUGGGAGCCUGGUGAAGUGGAACCCAGUAGCAAAUGUUGAAGGUCGUGACAUAUGGGACUUCCUUCGUGCCAUGAAUGUGCCCGUGAAUUCACUGCACUCGAAGGGGUACAUCUCAAUUGGUUGUGAGCCAUGCACAAGGUCAGUCCUACCAGGGCAACAUGAAAGAGAAGGAAGGUGGUGGUGGGAGGAUGCCAAGGCUAAGGAAUGUGGUCUUCACAAAGGCAACAUUAAACAGGAAGAGGGAAACCAAUCUAAUGGUAAUGGGGCUGCACAUUCAAAUGGCACUGCCACUGAAACUGAUAUCUUU